This is a messenger RNA of Baudoinia panamericana UAMH 10762, 1155 nucleotides long. RefSeq lists its product as uncharacterized. The record is from RefSeq and is a predicted model, not a curated record. The coding region runs from base 125 to 1003 and encodes 292 amino acids. Lineage: Eukaryota; Fungi; Ascomycota; Dothideomycetes; Mycosphaerellales; Teratosphaeriaceae. Gene Ontology annotation, molecular function: protein dimerization activity. The transcript has a single exon.
UCGUAACUGUGCCCAACAAAGUCUCUAACCGCGCAGCGCAGAGCUUCACGUCUCCUGCCUGUACUGGAACGAGCUGCUCCGUGAGGUAUAACACGAUCCCAAAUACCACGGUAUCUCGCACGGCAUGACAGCGAUUGUACCUGGUUUGGGGCAUUCCCUGAUGGACUAUUCAAUGCCUGGAGAUGCGAGUGAGCAUAUGUGGGGCCAUCAUCAGUCAACCUACAUGCUGCUGCCCACCUUGACGAACGGUUGGUCCCAUUCGCAGGGAUCAGAAAUGGGUGGCAUGCAGGACGGCGAUCAUCCAGCAUUUCAUUCGCUUCAGCGCCUCGAUGAAAUCUACGGCUCGCCUGUUUAUGGCAACCUGCAAUCGGAUGUCGACAUGGCGACUCCCUCGAGUGCUGGCUUCCCUGCAAUUAUGCCCAAUAGCCAUCCGGUUGUGACUCCAAACUCGGGCAACAAGUAUCUCAACGCUCCUACAGAUCAAGGUAACGGCUCGGUCUCAUCGCAGAGUCCUCGUAGCACACACGGCCAGGUUGGCACGCGGCGCCAUCGGAAUAGCGCCGGAGCGCAAAGCAGCCUUAAGCCGCCGCGACCGCCGUUCGGCAGGUCAAGCACAGCUCCUCAAGCUGGCGAGUCCGCGGCGUUCAUCAAGCGCUCCCCUGCCAGCGACGGCGACGAUGAGGACUACAUACCGCACGAAGGCGGGAAGGGCCGCGGCAGAAAGCGACAGCGCAUCCCUCAUACCGCUGUUGAACGUCGAUAUCGUGAGAAUCUCAAUGCUCACCUUGAUCGGCUUCGUGAGGCGGUGCCGGCGCUCGUAGCGCGCUCCAAGGGUGGCGAUCCAUGCCACGAGGGCGUCAAGCCGAGUAAGUGCGAGAUAUUGAAUGGUGCCAUCGAACACAUAGGUGCGCUCAGCAAGGAAAAUCAGGCGUUGCGGAGCGAGAUCAUGCUUCUCAAGGCGCGUUAUAAUGAUAUCGCAGGAUUCUACCAAGACGAUUCUUGAAAUGAGAUGUCUAAUGCUCGGGAGGGAUAUUGGCGUUGGCGCUUACUUUUAUGCCACUCAGGUGUUACAUUGGCUCUUCCAAGCUAUGCGGGAUAAUGAAGGUUCACCCGGGUGGAGGCAGUGUUUGAGCGAAGAGCGGGCGAUUUUCCUCA